GGAUCUUCCAUUUCCAUUAAGUGUCACUUGAUUUGUUUAAUCUGUUGGAGAACGAACAAUCCUCACCCUCCUAUAUACUCUACAGUUUUGGACCAUGGUCAGCAUUGCUGAAGUUGUUAUAAUCUUACAUGAUUUGGGAGAUAGCCAUUUCACUGUGACAACAUUGCACUGGGUGCCUGCCAAUUGAACUUAACUAAUAAAACAUUAUUUCACUCUGGGGAUCACAUAAAUACAUGUCUUGUACAAAUAUCCUGAGUCACAGUCCCCAAGAGGAUAUGUGUGUGUCCAAUCACUAAGUAUAAAUGAGACCUACAAGAAACUAAACAUCAAAGUACCUUUCUAGGAUUAGUCUAACAGUCUAUAAAAGUUUAAACAGCUAUGAACCUAUUAAAUAUUUUAAGCGCAGCUGCAUGACUACUUGAAAGAACCUCCAUUAAAUCCAACAGAAUAGUUUCUACAAAAUGGCUGAGAGUCCAACCACUCCUGAAGUGCGCCAGGGCCUAGAGAGAAAAUACAGUAUGAGUAGUCAUAUGUAUAAAAGAGAGCCAAGCAAAAGAGUGUUUGUAAAUAGAAGUCUGAUGCUUGAAAAGGUCAGAUUUUUUGGUUUUGACAUGGACUACACGCUUGCUAUGUACAAGUCCCCUGAGUAUGAGACACUAGGCUUCAACCAUCUGAAACAACGCUUGGUGAACAUGGGCUAUCCAGAGGCCAUCAUUGACUUUGAAUACGACCCAAGCUUCCCGAUCAGAGGUCUCUGGUUUGACACCUACUGCGGGACAUUGCUGAAGGUGGACGGAUUUGGCAACAUUCUCGUUUGUCUCAAAGGGUUCCAGUUUCUAAGAUCAGCCGACAUUAGAGUUCUGUACCCAACAAUGUUUGUUCAGAUGGAUGAAACCAGGUUCAGGAUAUUCAACACAUUAUAUGAGCUUCCACUCAUCUACAUCCUGGCCUGCUUGAUUGACUAUUUCAACAACAAUACUGAAUAUAACCAGACAAGGCUUGGAGUUAGGGCUGGGGAUGUCACCAUGACCUACGAGUCCAUCUACAAUGAUGUGAAUGCAGCCAUGGAAUACGUCCAUGCUGGAGAUGGGCCACUGAAAGCUGACACUGUGAAAAAUGUCAACAAAUAUAUUGUCCAAGAUGAAAGACUGCCUGUACUUUUGUCAAGGCUGCGUGAGAAUGGCAAGAAAGUGUUCCUUGCUACAAACAGUGACUAUAAAUAUACAAAUAAAGUCAUGAACUACUUAUUUGACACUGGAUCGAACCCAGACAAGAAAUGCUGGACUUCUUUUUUUGAUUUUAUUGUGGUGGAUGCCAAGAAGCCACUCUUCUUUUUGCAAGGGACAUUACUCAGGGAAGUAAACAAGACAACUGGAGGUCUACAUUUGGGAACAUUUACUGGAAAAAUUAAACAAAAUGCCAUUUAUUCUGGUGGCUCUGUGGAAGUCUUCAAUGAGCUAAUGGGAGCCAAUGAGAGCCUGUCUGAAGUACUUUAUGUUGGUGACCACAUAUUUGGAGACAUCCUCAAGUCUAAGAAAGCCCUUGGCUGGAGGACAUUUCUUGUUGUACCAGAAAUGGUGCAGGAGCUAGGGGUCUGGACAGAAAAGAGUUAUCUGUUUUCCAAGCUGUCUGAAUAUGAUUAUGAAAUAGCAGAGGUCUAUAGAAACCUAGACAGCAGUCACACUGGUAAACCAGAUAUUUCCCAAAUCCAGGCAGACAUUAGAGCUGUCACACAUGAAAUGGACCAGGCUUAUGGAACUUUGGGAAGUGUCUUCCGUAGUGGAAGUCGCCAGACAUUUUUUGCCACUCAAGUCAUGCGCUAUGCAGAUCUGUAUGCUGCUUCCUUUAUGAACAUGUUGUACUAUCCCUUCACUUACUGUUUCAGAGCUCCUCCAAUGCAUAUGCCACAUGAGUCUACAGUGGACCAUGAAGCUCGACUAAGUGAAGAACAGUUCCGUAAGAUCAGUUUGGCCUGGAGAGCACGAGCAAGCAUCCCACUUACUCCCAAAGAUACGUCUGUCAAGCCUCCGAUAGUUCGAGCUGAUAGCACAGUGCCCAGACUGUACUGUGAGACUCCUGAUCAGCUGACCGAAGUUGGAGAUGAAUUCUUGGCUGAACAUUCCUCAGUAUCAGACUUUGACCAGUAAGAUCACAGAGCCAUGACUAAGUCUGACAUUGUAUUCUUAGAUUUAACACUGCACUGAUGUAGCUCCAUUUACCCUUUGCUUGACUUUAGAUAGUUCCCUUGAUAUAUUUAUCAUUAUAUUUGUUGUAGCUAACAUUUACUUUGUUAAGAACUGUCCACUGCUGACUAUGCUAGGCAGAAAACAUUUCUAUUGAUAUACUGUGUUCAUCCUGAACUGCUUUAGUGGAUGCCACAUUUCCUAUUACCUUUAUAUUCAUCUCAGGAUUGGAUGCUGUCUAAUCCUUCAACCAGUUUUUGAAACACUUUCUAUCCAAAACAUUACAAAACUAGUGUGACUGACGGAAGAAGGAAGAAGUCCAUUCCUACAUUUUGUGUUGCCACAUUUGAAUACUGUGAAAUAGUUCAUGCCAACUAUAAUUACCCAAAUUUUUUUUUUAUGUCAGCAAAAGUUUUUUUUAACUAGAUGUAACUGUAAUUUGCUAAUCUGUUUAAAAUUAUUUUAUUAGUGAAUUACCUACUAACUGUUUAAUUUAGAUGUAUUUAUAGUGUAAUUUAUCAUACCUCAUAACAUUUAUCAAGUCAACCUGACAUAGUCAUUAACUUAUUUAUAUAUUUGGGAAGUUUUAACAUUUCAUAUAAAACAAAGUAUACAGGUAGUUAUAUCUGAUGAAGCUUUAACAAUUCAAUUCUCCAAUUGUUGUUGAGCUAUUGAUAGAGCUCCUUGGUAAUAAUUCUGAUCUAGAAGUGUUCAUUUUGUUUCUGUAUCAAGUCAAGUGUUAACCUCAUAAGCAAAGUCAUUCCGUUUUGUUUGUUGUUAGCUAAAUCUUAAUACUACACAUAUCUUGUUGUUUUAAAAUGUCAACAAUUUAUAUAGCAGAGAUUCAUUUUUAUAAAACUAUAAUUUAAAUAAUUGCCUUUGAAUUUUUUUCUCAUUGCUUUCAAUUCAUUGAAAUAAGAUUUGUUCCUUCUUAUUGAGCUAAAUGUACAUUGUGUUCUUCUGUUUCAACAUAUUGGCUUUAAAAAUUGGAACUAUUUUUUAUAUUUGUUUCAUUGAAAGCAGUGAAGAUUUGUUGGUUUACAUUGAAGUCAUUGUUGUAUAUUUGCCAAAGCAAGAGUUUUUCUUAUAUGCAAACAUUUUGGAGUGUUGUACUUAAUGACUUAUUUUUCAAGCUGAACAAAUUUGUAUAGAGCAAAAAUUUGUUUUAAAAGAUUUAUGCUUUUUUUUUUUUUUCUAGUUCUUUACUGUUAUACAAAAUUUUGUUUUUUAAAGACCAAUGAUAUUAAUCUGUAGCUCUGAUAUUUUUACAGAUUCAAAAUGAACCAAUAACACAAAUACUUAAAUAGCUAACAUUCACCUCUCCCCACUUUUGUAGAAAAUAUUUAUUUAAAAAUGUGUGCAUGCCUGACAGAACCUUUUAUUUUUUAAAUAUCAUGAAUCUCUUAUGCCUUGCUUGUUGGGUUUAUUUAGACCAUGAGAUUACUGCUAGGGUUAUAUACAGGUGAUAGCAAUAGUGACACCAUGUGAUAUUCUAUAAUUAUUAUUUUUUAAAGCUAAGCAACUUUUUUACCUUUAUUUUGUAGCAGCUUUGUAGGAGGAUUCAUUUUUACCCUUUCUAACUUGUGCUAUUGUGUUAAUGCUCUAUUUGUCAACUCUAUGCCCUGCUUAUGUCUUGUACUUUUUGACUCCUCAGGCCAUCUUGUGAUCCACUUCCCAUUGUCUAUUACUAGCUCCUGACUGGACAUAACCAUGUUGUCAUAGAAACCAUUUUUACUCUAUUUUUGAUAUACAGCAUCUUUAUAUGCAUUUGCCUUGAAUAUCAUCAUAUCCAUUGUGGCUUUUUAAAGAGUUGAUUAAUUGACUCUUUUCUUUUGUCCAACUGAUUCAACAUUUUGUUUUGUGUAAACUGUUGGUUAGUAAAGUGUCUGGAAAUGUGUGUGUGUAUGUGUAUCGUUGACACACUUUUCAAUGUGUACUUUGUAUGUAUUUUUAAAGAUCUACAACUGUUUUGGGCAUUAAGGUUGUUUUUUUUUGGCUACUGCUUAAAUUCAAAUCAUAAAAUAUUCCUAAACCAUGUUAUUGUUCAUUUCAAUGUUCUAUACCAAUAUAUUGCAUUGUAAACAAUUGACUUAUUAAAAAAUGCCUCUUUUUAUGGCAGCAAUGA
Biomphalaria glabrata is the source of this 4308-nucleotide messenger RNA. Its product is annotated as cytosolic purine 5'-nucleotidase-like. Gene Ontology annotation, molecular function: 5'-nucleotidase activity. The transcript has 20 exons. Lineage: Eukaryota; Metazoa; Mollusca; Gastropoda; Planorbidae. The record is from RefSeq and is a predicted model, not a curated record. Bases 462 to 2147 code for a protein of 561 amino acids.